Messenger RNA from Sclerotinia sclerotiorum 1980 UF-70, 2217 nucleotides. RefSeq lists its product as hypothetical. The coding region runs from base 1 to 2217 and encodes 738 amino acids. NCBI's taxonomy places the organism in Eukaryota, Fungi, Ascomycota, Leotiomycetes, Helotiales, Sclerotiniaceae. The record is from RefSeq and is a predicted model, not a curated record. Gene Ontology annotation, biological process: carbohydrate metabolic process. The transcript is spliced from 10 exons.
AUGAAGACUUCUCUUUUUGCAGCAGUGUUAGGCACUGCUGUUAAUUUUGUCUCUGGAUCUACCUUUAGUCCAGUUAGACCUCCGGCAAUACCUCUAGCUGUCAAAUCACCAUACAUGAAUACAUGGUUGGAGUCCGGAAGUGUUGGUGCCAGUGGAGGUAUUCUACCAGGUUAUUGGCCCGGACCUCAACCUGAUGGCUCGGUUGCUGGAAGUGCUGGCUCCGUAACAGCUUGGGCUGGCCUCAUCAAAGUGGACGGCACAACUUACACUUGGAUGGGGGCUGCGGGGGUCAAUGGAGUUGUACCACCAAGUGUUACUCAAGACCAUAUGGAGUAUACUUCAUCCAGGUCCACAUUUUUAAUGACUGUGGCCGGAAAAGUUUCAAUGAAUGUGACUUUUCUAUCCCCACUCACACCAGAUGAUAUUCGACGACAAUCAGUUAUUGGUACAUAUCUUUAUGUUUCCGUAAAAUCAUUGGAUGGUGCUUCUCAUGCUGUUGAGUUGUAUUGUGAUACAUCUGCUGAAUGGACAUCUAUCCACAAUACUGAUGCCGUUCAAUGGAAUUACACCGUCAACAAUGGCAUUGGUACCCACAGAAGUUGGAGACAAAAUCAGAGUGAAUUCAACGCAGAUUAUGCAGAUGAUCAAGCUCAUUGGGGAUACUGGCUUUGGUCCACCAAAGCUGUCAAUGGAAUGUCAUUCCAAUCAGGACAGGAUGUUGUCGUUCGUGGAAAUUUCCUUAAUAAUGGUUCUCUUCCGAACACCCAAGAUACAGCCUACAGGACUAUUCAGGAUGCCUGGCCAGUAUUCGCAUUUGCCAAUAAUCUUGGAAACGUUGGAAGUACUCCAGUUGAAACCCUUUACACAAUUGUUCAUGCUCAGAAAAAUGCGAUCCUCUUCCUUGGAGAUGGUGGAUUGAGACCUGUUCCAUCUUUAUGGACGAGCUAUUGGAACUCGGAUCUAUCUUUGGUAUCCGAUUUCUAUAAUGACUGGGUCAACAAAUGGGGUGUCUGGGAUCAUAAAUUUGCCGUUGAUUCUCUUGCGGCCGGUGGUCAAGACUACUUAACCAUUACAUCCCUUUCGGCUCGUCAAGCUUUCGGAGCUGUUCAACUUUGCGGGACUCCAGAUAAACCAUACUACUUUCUUAAAGAAAUCAGCUCCGAUGGUAAUACUCAAACCGUUGAUGUCAUCUUCCCCGCCAUGCCUAUCUUUUUAUACUCAAACCCUGUUCUUCUGAAGUAUAUGCUUGAUCCUCUGUUUGAGAACCAAGAAGCCGGUCACUUCCCUCAACAAUAUUCCAUUCAUGACUUAGGUGCUAAUUAUCCCCGUGCCGUUGGACACCCAACUGGAGAUGGAGAACCAAUGCCUCUUGAAGAAUGUGGAAAUAUGAUUAUCAUGACUCUCGCCUACUCUCAACAUACUUCCGACACAGCAUACCUGACUCAACAUUACCCAUUGCUCAAGCAAUGGACUAGUUUCCUCGUCGCGGAAGCUCUUAUUCCAGCAAAUCAACUCUCCACCGAUGAUUUCCAAGGUACACUCGCAAAUCAAACUAAUCUUGCUCUUAAGGGCAUCAUUGCUAUUGAAGCCAUGUCGCGGAUUGCAAAUCUCACUGGAAACUCCGCUGAUGCAUUAAACUAUACAAAUAUUGCACACGAUUACCUCACGAAGUGGGAAACACUUGCCAUUGUCCCAGCAACUGCAUCCGUUCCAGCACAUACCAAACUAGCGUAUCAAGAUUCAACUGGACAUGGUCUUCUGUACAACCUUUACGCAGAUACGCUUUUGAAACUCGACUUUGUCCCAAAACGCAUCUAUGACAUGCAGAGCGAAUAUUAUCCAACCAUUGCCAAUGCUUAUGGUGUUCAACUUGACUCCAGAAAUGUUUGCACGAAAUCCGACUGGGAAAUGUGGGCAGCAGCUAUCGCGUCUCCCUCUACAAAAUCCAUGUUCAUCUCCAAGCUCGCAACAUGGAUUGGCGUAACCCCAACUGACCGCGCCUUCACCGAUCUUUACAAUACUCAAACUGCAGAUUGGUGGUCUGGCCCCUUCAUCGCUCGUCCAGUCGUUGGUGGCCAUUUCGCUCUUCUAGCUAUUGAUGGUUCGCCAUCUACUCUCCCCAAGAGAGAAAUUGAUUGCGAAGCCAGAUGUAGUCUUACCUGUGACGCAAAAUGUAACACAGAAGAUGGAAGCGUGGCAGUCAAAUUCAAGGCAUAG